Messenger RNA from Hyalella azteca, 1808 nucleotides. Its product is annotated as flap endonuclease GEN homolog 1. The annotation marks the transcript as partial. NCBI's taxonomy places the organism in Eukaryota, Metazoa, Arthropoda, Malacostraca, Amphipoda, Hyalellidae. Gene Ontology annotation, molecular function: four-way junction DNA binding; 5'-flap endonuclease activity. The record is from RefSeq and is a predicted model, not a curated record. The transcript is spliced from 9 exons.
GGUUGUAUUUAGCUGUAUAUUACAAUUUAAGUGUAAUCACAUUUUUUGGUAUCAAUCUCAAAACCAUAAACCAUUUCUCAAUGGGAGUGAAAAACCUCUGGACUGUUCUGAGCUCAACAGGUGAAGUGGUGGCUAUUGGAAGUGCUGGGGCUCCUAUUUUGGGAUCACCAGCAUCAGAUUUGCCUGGAAACUCCUGUCUUGAUGGGAAAUGUCAUCCAUCAGGCCAUGAGGAAAGGGUUGAUGAAUUUACAGCCUUAGAAGACAAAUUGGAUAACCUUACCAUUACAAAUCCGACGAGAUCUCCUGAUGUCUCUACACCUUCAAUUGUUGAAGAUGUUGGUGUAUCACUGGCUGGGCAGGCUGUUGCCAUUGACUUGUCAUGCUGGGUUUGUGACUCGCAAGCCAAUGUUAACAUGCACUCGGUCAUCAAGCCUCAUCUCAGGAACUUGGUGUUUCGUACGCUGAGCUUGCUAAGUGUAGGCGUGUUGCCAGUGUUUGUUAUUGAAGGAGCUCCACCCGAGCUCAAGGCAAGCACCAUGCAGGCAAGAAAUCAAGCCCGGGGACAUGGCAGAAGCAGCUCCACAAAACAACCCAGCAGAAGACAGUUUAACUCAGUACUCAAAGAAUGCUGCGAGCUGUUCCGCCUGCUAGGAGUGCCCUGGGUGCAGGCUGCUGGAGAGGCGGAGGCGACAUGUGCUGCCUUGCUUUAUUCUCAAACAGUGAAAGCUGUGAUCACCGAGGACAGUGACGUCUUGUUGUAUGGAGGCUCGUGUGUCUUACGGAAUUUUUCAGUGCGGACCAACCGCCCCACAGCAGAAUUUUACACUCUCCCUCGCAUCCACCAUAAGCUGCACCUGGACCGUAACGCCCUGAUUGCGCUGUCGCUGCUGCUGGGAUGCGACUACCUCCCUGCAGGCGUCUCAGGAGUGGGUGUCGCCUCUGCCAUCAAGCUUGUCUCCCACUGGGGCAGAGAAGGCGUAGAUGCGCUGCAGAAGUUUGAUACGUGGGCUUCCAGUGCACGUGAUUUGACUGCACCGCGAGCAAAGUUUCGCAAAAACGACGACAUGGCGGAUUUAGAGGCGGCCAUCCGCGACCGCGCGGUGCGGACACCAGGCUUCCCGUUCCGGGACGUCGUGUCGGAGUUCCAGCGUCCGCUGGUCAUCCCUCAGCAGCUUAAGGACGACCUCGGCUGGGGGCAGCCCCUGGUUGCCGACUUCGUGGUGUGGUGUCAGCAGAAGCUGGGCUGGGAAGGCAGCUACGCCGUCAGCAAGGCGCUUCAGUUUGCCGGUCGUUGGUACGCGUGCCACGCUCCCCCCUGCCCCCCUUGCUUCCCUCUACAGCUGAAGCUCGGCAAGGUAGGCUCGAACCUGGCACUCUGCGUGGACUCAACCUUCGAGGGGAAAGAAAACAAAACGCCUUUCUGUUCCGCCAGCGUCAGGGAGAGUCGUCGAGACGAGUUUACUGAAAUUCCAAGCAUCAAAAGCAGCUCGGAUAUCACGAGACGUGCUUUAAAACCUGCUAACCAAGUUGCAGGUUCAAACUCUCAGUUUCGUGGCUCAAGUUCUGGUACUAAACCUGCACGCAAACAAUGUGAUUUCGAAGAUGAUGUCACAUGCACGUACGAGUCGUCAUUGUUGUCUAGCAGCGAAUUUCCAGUGGUAAAUUCCCAGUCUAGUUCAGUGUUAAGUGACUGGCAAAGCGCAAACUUCACAAAAGCGUCCAAGUUUAACCCGACACAGGAGCGAGAUUUACAUAGCGGGGAUUUUGACCUCUCUGUUUUCGACGAGGCUGAUGAAGAUUGUGUCCAG